This is a messenger RNA of Hydatigera taeniaeformis, 264 nucleotides long. The record is from the annotation of a GenBank genome assembly. Lineage: Eukaryota; Metazoa; Platyhelminthes; Cestoda; Cyclophyllidea; Taeniidae.
CUUGCAGACUGGUGCUUACUGAUGCGUCGCAAGUCGAGUGAUGUGGAUGUUUUUGCUGACGGUACGAGCAGAGACAGUCCUUGUGUUCCUCGACGCGGUUCAGAAGGCGUCUUGCCUACUUCAGCAACAAUCCACCGUCGCAAACCCUUCAUGGAGGCCCUAUACAAGGCGGUUGAACUUACUGCGCCUGAAGCUCUUGAUUGGACUCAUGACAUAGUUCAUCUUGAUGCUGCCUCCAGAGGUAAUUGGGUUCAAAGCCGCUAG